Messenger RNA from Anopheles coustani, 10257 nucleotides. RefSeq lists its product as uncharacterized. The transcript has a single exon. The record is from RefSeq and is a predicted model, not a curated record. NCBI's taxonomy places the organism in Eukaryota, Metazoa, Arthropoda, Insecta, Diptera, Culicidae. Bases 1 to 10170 code for a protein of 3389 amino acids.
AUGGAGACUCCAUCACUGUUCUACACUUUGCAGCUGCCUGGUGAAACUCUGGUGAAAACUGCUCCUGAUAAUGCCGUGGAGGUGAAGCAAGAUCCAACGACCGUCGGUACCGUAUUUGUGCGUAUUAAUCGCACGCUUCGGAUUUACGAGCAAUCGCCGAAUGGUAAUUGGCUGGAAAAGCACCGUGUAGAGGAACUGUUCUCUGUCGGCGAUCAUGAUGUGAAUUAUCCAUGGGAUGUGUAUGGAGGUGGAUUGCUGGUGGUUCGCAAGACCGAAGGAAUCGUGGUCUACCGUUGGAGCGCGGCUAAGCUCCAGCAGUUGAUCGUAGCAGCAAAGUACAGUGACGUGUACGGCUACGCGGACCCGAACAGUACCCUGUUGAUUGGGAAGAUGUAUCCUUCGGAUUCGCAUAUCGGUGUUCUAACGCGACUUGGUUCUACCGUGGAAUUUCGUUCCAUCAACCCAACCGCAACCCGUAAGCCCGUGCGAUCGCUGCAAAAGCAACCCAAGCUGGAAGAUGAUUGGAUAAAACCAUCCUCUACCAUAUCGCUGGUGGAAAACUACGACGGCAAAGGACCGCUGGCGAUUGCUUUGCGUACCACGACCGUACUGAAACUGUUUCGCUUCAACGACAAGUAUGGGUUGGAAAAGUUAACCACCAUCAAGGACACUCGCGCACCCGAUAACGACUUCGAUAAGAUUAUGUUUGUGAAGUUUGACAACGCGACCGUACACGAUAUGCUGCACUUUUCCGGCCAAGGUUUGACGAUGUACCGGCGCAACGAAGCAAAUCAGCUCUUUGAGAAGGUAUUCUACUCGACGGUGUUUUCGAAAUACCGAGGAUGGACCAGGCGAACAAUCGAGACGAUUGCAACGGUUGACUUCAAUGGCGAUGGCUUGGAUGAGCUGCUUUGCUCCGGACCGAAGGGAUUAAGUUUGUUUCAACCGACAUUCACCGACGAAGGAUUUGACCUGGUUAACGUGUUCGAUGAGAUGCUUGGAGAUCGUGAUAUUCGAUAUGGGUUGCCGCGAUUGGUACCAAGAGUUGCCGCAUCCAGUAGAAAUGCAAACAGCAUCUUGCUGUUCACCGGUGGUAGUUUGAUUAACGUGCGAACAAAACUAUUCACACCGCAAUCGAACGGUGUUGUACGAGUUGAUCCGGAACCGGAGAAGGCCCAACCGACUGGUGGUACGGUGAUCGUCCCGCAGAGCAACUAUAUCGUUUGGUUACACGAUCAGUUGGAUAUGAACGCGCUUUUGCAACCGCUUAAUCCGCAUACAGGGACUGUAGAUUUGAGCAUCCCAUUAAUAGAACUACCGAAUGAGUUUGGUGUAAGCGUUCGAAAAAUGUUCCAAUAUAAAAACAUCCCGUACCAGAGUUGCCUUGGGCGGGGAUGGUCCUUACCGCUGGAUUAUAUCGCCGUAGAGCGUAAAAAUAGUGCUUUUGCGCAGGACCACGAUUACGCGAUUCUAAAGAAUAACCAACGCAUCCUUCUUAAACCGGUCCCACACUGGGAUUCGAUUUAUCACCGGGCAUUCGUCAUCGAGGGGUAUAAGCAAGCAACGAUCAAGUAUUUCGCCGAUGAGGAGCAAUGGGAGGUGACCAUGGAGGAUCGAAAGUUUAUCUACGGACACUGGAAAACGUCUCGCACAAUCCGGAAGGAAAUGGUUUGCGUUUCGUGGCCCAUUUGUGGUCCGAAACUGCCGCUUGUCAAGGAACUGCCGAGCCGAUGGUACCUGGUUCGCGAGGAAACUCUAACUGGACAGUACGCCUACUAUACCUACGAUGUAGUUAAUGCAGGAAAGAGUUAUCGCUUGUCUGCAAUCCAUUUGGAUAACGGAUCGAAUGUACGGCUUAACUACGCCGCUAGCAAUCUGCUGUCCAAUUAUACGGUCAAAACAUCAGCGUACGAACAGAAUGUCUUUCUCCAUUAUGACGGUCACUCGUUGCGGGAGAUCCAACAGGAAGAUCGUACCUUGUUCAAGUUUGGCUACCAGAACGAUCGUAUGUCCAAGAUCGUCUAUCCUAACGGAGUUGAAUCGAAUUUGGAUUACAGCGAGCUGGCUAUCGAUAGAUCCCGCUUUGAGGAAGUGAUUGCAGUCGGCCUAAGUCCAACCAUCUACUACGGACCGGACUACACUGUUCUGCUGGAUCGGGAACUCGAAGAUGAUCGGAUGGUGUUAAGCAUCCACACCUUGCUCGGUGGUACCGACGGAAUGAAGGCAAAGGGAGAAAAGAUGUACUUUGGACAGCCUGGCAUCAGAAGCCACAUGAUUCAUGCUCUCGAGAAUCUGAUCGUCGUGGUGCUGAUAUACGAAUCGUGGAAGGAAGUUACAUUCGUGCAGUAUACGCGCAAGGAGUGGGUCGAGAAGAAGCAUCUGGACAAUUUUCUACUGGACGGUACGAUCGGAGCGGGAAAACGGUUCAUCGUGACGCUCGACUUGAAUCGUGUGCAAGUGUAUAUGAUUGACCACACUGGCACACUAGUUACCAGAGACAUAAUGGCUGGAGCCCUGAAGAACGUGCUCCUCCGAGCAUUCGUAAAUGGGUUUAUUUUGUACGAGAACGCGAACUCGAUGACCGUGUGGACACUGGGAUACAAUGAUCGCUGGCUGAAGGGACAGUGUACACAAAUCUCGAAUGAUAUCUUCGCAGAGGUGGAUAAGUUCAUAAGGCAGUUCGACAUAACGGAUGAAUUCAAAGGUGCGUUACAGCGAGGGCUGUUGGCUGAUGCAGUGACGGUGCAUCAGAACGCGGUCGUGAUACGGAUGCCGAUUUUGCACAACCACAAACUCGAAAUACGAACCGUUUUUCUGAUUAUGAACUUCGAUAAGCAGCCUAAGGAGGUGUUCAAAAAUACAGUCAAGUUGCCGAUAGCAAACAUGGAAACUUAUGAGUAUGAACUGCGCACAAACGAUGGCAAUCUGUUCACGAUGCACUAUCCGGUCGUGAAGGAUAAGUACACCUUAACCAUGAAGCGUGUCACAGGACCAUUGCUAAAAGAGAUCGAAGAUCAGCGUCAGGCGUCAUACAAGAAUAUUGACGCCAGCAAGGAAAAUAGUGCCAAGAAGCAGGAGCUAAAGAAGGAAGUAGAUAAAAAGCUGGCCGAAGAGCGGAUCAAUAUCAACCGAACAAUCAUCGGAAAGGUACAGUUUGCCAUUGACUUGUCGCAGUUCGGAGUACUCUCGAAUCAGCAUGGUGUAUUGACGGCCAAUCAACAAUUGUCUUUUGAUGGGCACACCUGGGUUCCGAAGCCCGUAACCCCAGCCAUGAUGCGACUCGAAGAGGUGGAUCAGAUGCUUGGCGAAGGUUUCAAGUUAGUAAAACGAGCGCACAACGACACGUUCAAGGUUUACGAGGCGCCACAAAACCGGCUGGUUUUCGAUACGAAUACGAACAACCCACAGGAAAUACAAAUAGUAGCACCACGCUACGUCCAGGCUCAGCCCUCGAAGCAACCGUUGAGCGUGUUCUUCUUUAAAACCAAAGAGACGGUGAAGCUACCGCCGAGCGAACGGAUGAAUCGUGCCAGCAAUUCGAUUGCACUGGUGACGGUGAGCAACGUGAAUGAGACGGCCAAAUAUGUUAUCUUCCGCCCGGUCGAUUCGUUCCACCUGAAGCAAACGACCAUCUUUAGCAAACAGACGCUGCGAUUGGAUCGUGAAACCACGCGCGUAACCGGUCAGGUCUACAACGCCUCGGAUGCGCACCUGUCGAGCGAGGGAGCCAUGUUCUACCGGGUAAAAGUAACGCCGGGCGAUGAUCCCCGCCGUUUCGGUUGGUACGAGCAGGCCAUCGAUACGAGCACGGGCCACACGGUGCGCAAAACAUUUGCCGCUGAUGGUACCGAUGUGACGGAGCGGGGCAAGGAGAAGCAAAAUCAGGAGCCAAAGAAGGAUUUGGUGGGGACAAUCUGGGAUCAGAGUCGACAGCUGAAGAUCGUCGAUCUGGGUGCAAUGCGACUAGUUGAUGAGGUUGUUUCGUACUACGGGUUCGAGCAAUACGAGCUGAACCAGUACGGGAAGGACAACAAGUGGAUAUUCGAUCCGAGGUACGUUGAGUACAAGUGGGAAAAUCACUACCUUUCACUACCGAAGUCUGCUUCCUUGCGGGCCACAUUCACGCCGGUGGACCCGAUCAAUAUAUUUGUGGUUUCGUGUUGGAUUUCCUUGGAUAACUCCGACACGACGGUUGGAACCGUAGUUAAUGCGGUGAAAGUGGUCGUCACCAAUUUGGCCGACAAUAGCAGGCAGACGAUUGCCGGUGCCAAAGUCCAGCACGCCGUUAUGGACUGGAGAUACGUAGAAACUAUCAUCGAUACGACCAAGUUCCCCAAAGCAGCCAAGCUUACGUUUGAUGUCACGAUAGAAACGCCCAACUCCAUGAUUAUGCUGGUCGACCACGUCCGGUUCUCGCCGCUUGACAUGAAUUUCCGAGCGAACAUCUACACGCCCGUUACGGCCGAACUACGAGCGGUACUCAACAACAAUGGGCUUCUACAACAAAGUCUGUACAGUCCUCGGGGCAAGCGGGUGGCACUCCUGUCGGAAUACGGACAGUUGGUCGACUUUUCCAUGCAUUCGAAGACCGCGUUUAGCACGCUGCUUGGAGCUCGGUCGAGUCUGUUGGAAAUGAAACCACGUCGAGGUAUGUUCGAAGGGUUUGAAGACAAAGAUUGGAGGCCCGAAGGUGGAGGUAAAUGGUCCGGAGGCUAUGGAAUGUUGAAAUACGCAGAUGCGGGACGAGGAGAAAUAGUGCGUUUAUUUUUUGAUCGGUUUGAGACAAUCGCCCUGAGGUUCCUGUACCAGUUCGAAUCCCCGCACAGCAAAUUGUCCUGCAAGUGGAGGAAGCAAGAGUUUGAAAUCAUAUGCCCGCAGCAAGUCCAGUCUUGCCGCAGACCCCCGAAGAUGGGUGAAAUUCUGCUCUUCAUCACACCUCUCCGGGUGUCCGUUUGGCUUGAAGGAAGUCUCAUUGGCGAACACUUGAUCAAGAGCACCUUUAGGCACAACGAGUUCAGUUUAGUACCGACCGGACAGUUCCAGUUCUCUGAGUGCCUGGUGAUGUUUGAUUCGCGCGCGAAACUUACCUACCACAACGCAAUGGGCCGCCCGGUGCAAGUGGUCGAGUACCUGAAUCCGCGGACAGCAAGGUUGCGGGAGAUUCUGUACGACGAAAUCGAUCGCCCUACAAUGCAGACAAAGUGGACAAAAAUGAACUACGAUCGGAACGAGUAUUUUGCGUUCAAUGAAAAUUUCGUUACCCAAGUGGAAGGCGGUAGUAAUCGGAUGGCCGGGAUUGUCUCAAAGCAACACCCGUCCUGUGACGGCUAUCCGUACUCGCAUACGGUGUACGCAAACGACCCGUCAGAAAAUAAGCAGUUCCAGGGUCUACCCGGUAAGGAGUACACUGUAAGCGGAAAGUACAAGCGACGCUACGCAAUGCGAUCGGAGAUUCUGCUACUGUCGAACCUGUUCCCGGAGAAGGCUGGCUUUCGCCAGAAGAUUGUUGAACGCCCAGGCAAGGCAAUACGGGCGACGGUGGAAGAUUUGCGUGGGAAGAAGGUGGCAAAGUUCUGGCAGGUCGGCAACUACGAUCAUCGCCUGACGACGUACGAGUAUUCGGAAACGUACGGAUAUUUAUUCCGCGAGCUUCCACCUCAAUAUCAUGCGCUUGUAAAAACUACCUCCAGGACACGUCCUUUCCAUGCUGGAGGCAACACUCAAGAAGAAAAUAGACUCAAACACCUGUGGGAGAAUUCCUACACACAGGAAGAAGGGCGGUUGGUGAUGAAACGAACACCGGAUGGAGGCAGUUACGAGUAUGUCUACAAUAAGCAGGGCAUUCUGCGCUAUACAAUUCACUACGCUACGGAAUACCGUAAGGAUAUUGAUCGCGUAAUACACUUCACAUAUGCCGCUAACGGAAAACUUACACGAGAGGCCCUGGUAAACAUGACGAUGGAGCAGUGCUACUUAAGUUUGGAAGAGGCACCACCCUCUGAAGACCUAAUCGAGACUACGUACGGUGAAGUGGACACAAAUCCACUGGUGCGCUACCGAUCGCAGCAGUCUACAAGGAGGAUUGGCGAAAAUCAUAUGAUCGAGAGUUUGAUCUUCGAUGAAAAGGAAAGGUUACUGAAAAAGAUUUUCGUAGUGCCGACAAUUAACACAACUUACUCGAUCGACUAUGAGUACGAGAACGAAAACGUGCGCUCCAUACGGUAUCCGGUAGAUUCGCCAACAUCUUCGUUCAAAUUGCUGUACGAUUAUAAUGGGCACGGCGAGGUAGCAGCUAUACGCGAAUCGACACAGCGUGAUCCUUUCUAUCAGUUUACCUAUAACGCAGAUGGAAUGAUGGAGACGAUGAAGGUGCGCACCGGAACAGCUCGCUUCUUCCAGAGAAACUUCACCUACAACGAGCCGGGAUUCUUGGUAAAGCUGGCGGAUGACUUCCUCACAGAGGAUGUGAGUUAUGUGGAGACGGAUUCGUACGGCCAAGACUCGUACACUCCAAUUUACGAGGGGCUUAUUUCGAGGACCGUCUUCACCGCACACUGGCAACGCACCGCGGGUUCGCUUCGCACGAGUAUGUAUCCGGAAGAUUUAAUCUCGAACAACAUAAGCCGGAAACAAGCAAUCGUUUGCUUCGAUGUCCUCAAACAAAAGGGAUAUCUGAACGAGAACAACGCGGUAAAUAGGACAUUCUACGGAGAGCGUGAUGAUGAUUUACCGUUUAUUUGUGGAGAUGUGAUUCCGUUGAACCAUCUGUCCACGGUGUUGAGCAGUGGGAGCUUCCCGCAUCUGUACGGCCAUCGGUACGACUACGACGAUCAUGAUCAGUUGAUUAAGGCAAAGUAUUUCCACGGAUCUGACGAGCUGCAACUGACUCCUCUCACAUACCGGUCGUUUGCAAAGGAAAUAGAUGGAAUCAAGGAGAGUGAUUCGAAAAACAUCUGGGAUGCACUGUUGGCUGAAAAAUUCUUAAGUGCGGACUGUACCAAUCCGAACCUCUGCCAUGGGCGUCCAGGACCAAAGUCGAUGUUUGGAGACUUUAUACGACAGCACCGUUAUCAUAAACACUUGCAGACGUUGUUUUCGAAGGCGAUCGUUGAACGGAAAGCGCUGACUGGGGAUGAGUUUAAUGCUCGAUGCAAAAGGUGGAUCGAGGGUUCCAACAUGGGAAAGAACGUUUGCCGGGACAUUAAGAAUUCCCUUAACAAACGCAACUUAAUAGGCAACAGUCCACAGAACUCAUUGGAUUCUUUGAGCGAAACGUUCCGUAUAGCAUUAAACAGAUACAAAAGACAAAUUCCAGAGAUAGUUCGUGUGCUUAGUCACCACUUUGCAACAGCUUUGGGACGAUCUGCAGGAGACGUCCAAUCAUACGAAAUUGAUGCCAACGGUAACCAUCGGAUGUUUUACACAGGAUUCUCGCGCUUCCGUUUGGAGUAUAGAGAUGGAACCAACCAGAUUACAAAAUUGCAUCGACUGUACUUUGAUCGAGAUCAGCGUGAAGAAGAACAUUUCAACAUGGAGCACAACAGCGAUGGUGCGGUGGUGAAGGCGGAACACAAAGGCAUCAAACAUAUGGAAUACGAUAAGAUACUGCAUCGUGUAACGAAAAUGGAGAUGACGGAUGGAAGGAAGUUAAUCUUCCAGUAUGACGUUCGUGCAGAACGUACCUUCAAGCAGGUGCGUAAUCCGGAUGGAACCGUUUCACACGAAAAGUAUUACAUUCGGGACGCGAAUGGAUUGGUACUGGUAGACAUGGAGAUGACGUACCUCGCGAAAGAUCAACCCCCAGAUGUGCGGGUCACCAGCUACAUCUACAAGGACCAACAGCUGGUUGGAUUCGUGCGCAAUGAUAAGCUGUAUGGUGUGAUAUCCGAUCACGAGGGAUCGGUUCGAUUGAUCGUGAGGGAUGGUGAGGUGGUAGCCGCAUAUGACUAUCUUCCUUACGGGCAAAUAUUCCGACGAUACGGUACUGAUUUGGACGGUCAAAUAUCGUAUCUCUACACUGGCCAAGAAUGGGAACCGGAGAUUGGGUUGUACAACUACCGCGCCAGAUUGUAUGACCCCGACAUUGGCCGGUUCUAUCAGAUGGACCCUAAGGAGCAAUACCCCAGCCCGUACGUCUACGCAGGAAACUCACCCGUGUCGCUGGUGGAUCCCGAUGGAGAAUUUGCAUUCGCAUUGGCUGUUUUUAUCAUGGCCAUAAUAGGGGCAUACUUGGGAGCGGCAUCAGCCAACAAUUGUUGGAAUCCACUGAAAUGGGACUGGCGGUCUUCAUCCACAUGGCUGGGCCUGCUAACCGGUGCUGUAACAGGUGCAUCCAUCCCUUUCAAUAUGGCCAGCUCGGUGGCAUUCUUCGUAGGACUGGGACUUUCAAUGAGUACCUCUAUCGCCAUCAUGGUCGGUGCCGGUAUUACCUUCGCAUACUUUACCAUCGCGGCCAGCAGCGGCACCUGGGAUCCGACCAAGUUCGACUUUACCAGUCCUGGCACCUGGAACGCAUUGAUGAACGGAGUCGCAACGUCAUCGUGGAUUCUAAUGAAUCCGUCCUCGCUUAUCAGCUCUUUCACCACGCUCACGUCCGUUGCUGCCAAAGCGCUGUUUAUAGUGGCGAAGGUCACGAUGAGCCUUGGCUUUACGUACCUUUUCGCCGCCAUCAGUCAGGGAGGUGAGUUCGACGUGACCAAAUGGGACUUUUCAGAUCCAGCACUAUAUAUGAGUAUCAUUGAUGGGUUCACAACCGCCACGGUGGGGUUACUGUUUGCGCGCAACGUACCAAAAAUGGCUAACAAAUGGAGUGGAAAAGUUAAGCGCACCGUCGACCUGUUCGUGAGUAACACUGCCUCAUUCCGUGCUCAUCUGGUACUCGGGCGUGACUGGUCGAGUAAGAUUAUGCUCACGAAGAACUAUCUGUACGUGAAUUUCCGUAACAUGCAAAGCCUCCAAAAGGGCUUCCUGACUGUCGGCUUCUACUCGGUGGUCUGCUCGCUACGGGUUUCGCAAAUGGUGAAUAGUCCGAUUCCAGAAUAUACGGCAGUUGAGGCGUCCAUCAAUGUGCUCUUCACGACGGAGCAGUUUUCCGAUUUCAUCGUGAAGCCAUUGUCAAAGGCAACGCCAAAGAUGAUGCUGCCAAAGCCACCGAACGUGGCGCGACUAUUACGGUUCCGUAUCCGAUCGGAAGCCAUUACACUCGGCAAUGAAUCGAUAAUAGCACCUGAUUGGUUGCAUACCCGAGCAUCGUCGGGAGCAUCUUCUUCGUUAUCGAAUGUCUUUGAACGGAUAUUAAUGUUUCCUUUCACUUGGUUGUUUGGCCAAAACACUUCAAAAGAAUCAACAUCCGGUAGUGCAAAGGUGUCAUUCCCCUCUCCGCAGUCUAAGAAGUCUGAACGAUCUUCUUACAUGUUGCGAAACUGCUACCAGCUGCGAAACGAACAACAUCCAGAUGGUAUGAUAGCGUGCUAUGGACAUCGUACCGUAGUUUCUAUUCUCCCUAAACAAGAUCUAAAACCAAAGAUCGACGGAACGGACCGCUACAAACAUUGCUUACCCCUGACGUACGACGGGAAUCCUUCGGUAUCCUGCGACGGGGAGUGGUCUUCUUUGCUGUACACGGCAAAGGAAGCGCCUAGGGUAUUCGAUUUCGUUGACGGAUGGCUUCUCCUGGCCCAGAUAGCUCCGUCCGCAUAUAAGGAGCUGAAAAAAGGCAUUACCUACCUGGUUUCGGCUAUUAAACAUCCAGAAAGAAGUAACGUGGAUGAAGAAAUCGUAUCACACCAAAAGGGAAAGCUCCAAACCAAGUUGGAGGUGCUACGCAUGCAAGUGCAAGACCGUGCUGAACUAUCGUGGGCUUGUUGGAUAGUUGAAGAUCUCAUUGAAGAUGUGCACGAUUACUUCACUCACGGCACGGGCUCGUUUGGGUUACUUAUGGACAAGGUGGAGGCUUUGGAAGAGGACGUACAUGAAAGCAUUGCAAUUCACAGUUUACAACCCACCUGCAAAGAAAUGCAUCAAACAGGAUUGAAAGCUGAAGCAAAUGAUAUUGCUAUUGUAGACAAUGUAAUGCCUUCAACGAACAAAUUAUUGCCUCCAAGCUUUGGAAGAGGAUUGCUUAGUCGUGCUUUGAACUCUUUUAGUUUGGAAGCGUCAAUUUUGAAAUAAGUAUUUAUCGUACAGUGUACAUCAAUUUUUAAAUAAUAAUUUUAAAAUUUGUCAUAUGCAAGAACUUAUCAUAUACUAGAAAUCUUU